Messenger RNA from Adineta steineri, 603 nucleotides. The record is from the annotation of a GenBank genome assembly. Lineage: Eukaryota; Metazoa; Rotifera; Eurotatoria; Adinetida; Adinetidae.
AUGAUUAGUUGUUUUCGUCAAAUUCAAAUUUUAAAUAUUGUAAAACAAUCUAAUGAUAAAUUUCCAAAUGCGACUAAACUUACAUUUUGUGACGAUUUUGAAGUACCACGUGAUUUCAUUAUACUUGAUUCAAAUCACAUUUUUCCAUUGAAAAAAAUUACUAAAUUAUCCAUUGAAUGUCAUCAUUUUUCUUUUGAACAAUUAAUUGAACUUUUACAAUUUACAUCGAAUGUUCAUACAUUGAAACUUGAUUCAAUAAUAAUACUUCAUCGAAAUAAUUCGAAUUUAAUUCAACAAAAUCCAUUAACUCAAUUAGUGUCCGAGACAAAUAUUAUAACAAAAGUAACAAUUCAUAAAGAAAUCACAUUAGAAAAAAUACAAUUAUUAACUGCUGUUUUUCGUCGAAUGGAAAAACUUACUAUUACCUUAUUCAAACAAGAUUUAGAAUCUAUAGCUCAUUUUUUAUUGUCAAAACCUAAUAACGAUACUCGCUAUUUAUUUUCAUCAUGGAUUUCAAAACAACGUAGUGAUCUGAUGAUAAUAUUGAUAAAUUUAAUUAGAUCGAAAAAACUUUGUGAUUAUAUUCUAAAAGUUAUUAAUUGA